AUGGGUGUCUCCGACAUCGUUACUUCGGCCUACCAGUCUGUGAGGGACCUGUUCACAGGAAAAGCAUAUAAAUACAAUGCCAUCCCCGCCCAUGAGGGCGAGACGGACGAGACGGACGAGCAUCGCGACACCCCCUUGCCAGACUCGAAACGCCGCAUCCUCCUUCUCACGAUCGCCGCCAUGGUCUUUGCUAUUCUCUUUUCCUUAGCUCUAGGCUUUAGUUUCGUCAGCGGCCAGACACCGCGCAACGGACUUGAGUCCAUCUCGCAGUUCUGGGGCCAGUAUUCUCCCUUCUUCUCGGUGCCAUCUGAGAUCAACGCUGCCACGCCCCCGGGUUGCGAGGUCACGUUCGCACAGGUGCUGUCACGGCACGGUGCUCGUGACCCUACCGCCGGCAAGACGGCGACCUAUAAGGCGCUUGUCGACCGCAUCCACACCACCGUCACCAACUAUGGCAGAGGCUUCGAGUUCAUCAAGACGUACGAGUACACGCUCGGCGCUGACCAGCUCACCCCCUUUGGCCAGCGGGAGCUUGUCGACUCGGGCGAGGCAUUCUAUAGGCGUUACCAGGCUCUCGCAGCCAAUAACGACCCCUUUAUCAGAUCCUCUGGCCAGACCCGCGUGGUCGAGUCUGGUCUGAACUGGACUCAGGGGUUUUACGGUUCCAAAAUUGCCGAUGGCCAUACCGGACCCGACGGCGGCAUCAUCGGGCUCGUCACUAUUAUCCCCGAGGAGAAGGGCGUCAACAAUACGCUGGAUCACGGGCUCUGCACGGCGUUCGAGGAUGGCGCGUUCUCCAAGGUUGGCGACGAGGCGCAGGUCCCCUGGCGCGACACAUUUACACCGCCAAUCACGGCGCGCCUCAACGAGAAUCUCCCGGGCGCGGGCCUGACGGCCGAGGACACCAUCAGCUUCAUGCAGUUGUGCCCGUUCAACACGGUGGUCGACGGCAAGCAGUCGCAGUUCUGCGACCUCUUCACGCUAGACGAGUGGAAGAGCCUCGAGUACCACGAGACGCUGGGCAAGUACUAUGGGUUCAACGCAGGCAACCCGCUCGGGCCAACGCAGGGCGUGGGCUUCACCAACGAGCUCAUCGCGCGGCUGACGCAGCAGCCGGUCGUGGACCGCACGUCUACCAACUCAACGCUUGACGCGGACGCGGCGACGUUCCCACUCGACAAGAAGCUGUACGCCGACUUCAGCCACGACAACGACAUGAUGUCCAUCUACGGCGCGCUGGGACUGUAUAACGAGACGCAGCCGCUGUCCAAGACGAACCGGACGUCGGUGGCGGAGACCAAGGGGUUCACGGCCAGCUGGACGGUGCCGUUCGCGGCGCGCAUGUACGUGGAGAAGAUGAAGUGUGGCGGUGCAGAUGAGGAGAUGGUACGGGUGCUUGUCAACGACCGGGUUGUGCCGCUGGUCGGGUGCGGUGCGGACGAGCUUGGGCGGUGCAAGUUGGGACGGUUCGUGGAGAGCCUGGGUUUCGCGAGGAGCGGAGGUCUCUGGGACCAGUGUUUUGUGUAA
Molecule: messenger RNA, 1527 nt
Organism: Colletotrichum higginsianum IMI 349063
Lineage: Eukaryota; Fungi; Ascomycota; Sordariomycetes; Glomerellales; Glomerellaceae
Product: Histidine acid phosphatase
Exons: 2
Coding region: 1-1527 (508 amino acids)
Molecular function (GO): acid phosphatase activity
Source: RefSeq, a predicted model, not a curated record